CUCUGGUCCGCCAGCCCCAGAUAGAAGACGCACGGAUUGGCUUCUGAGUGACGUGGACUAUUUACCCUAGGGUAGUGCCGAGCCGCCUCGAGUCCUGAACCUCGGGACAACCCAAAGGAAGCCACUUGCAUCCUCGUCCAUGUGGUAGCUUGUCCGUAGACGAUUACCUAGACCAUAGACUUUCCUCUCCAACAAAGACAGAAUUGCUCACCUCCCACCCACUGCAGCCUCGCAAGCCUUGAAAUAUUACCUCAACACUGACUGACCACACUAGAGCUCCACCCAGAGACUCUUGAUACUUCGUAGUUGGCUCAAACACCGAAGGCAACGUUAACACCUCUUUCUGUCCCCCCCAACAAUCCCAGAGACGACCGUUCAAGUCUUCAAAAAAUGGCCCCCCUCACCCCCCACUGGCACCGCCCUUCGCACCCGGACGUGCAGGAAGUCAUCAUCCUCGACGACAAGGAGUUCACCACAAAGAGCAUCUCGCGGGUCGACCUCCCGCCCUUCGGCCUCCUGGCCAAGAUGUCCUACCCGCCAUGCACAGAGGCCGACGCGCCGUCGUACGCCAGCGUCCAGAGCGGCAAGGACAAGCACUUCCUGCUCAACAGCGAUCUCAUGUACAUCAACCACUCGUGCGAGCCUAGCCUGAUCUUUGACACGGGCAACUCAAACAUCAUUGCCGGGCCGAACGGCCUCAAGAAAGGCGAGGAACUCACCUUCUUCUACCCCUCCACAGAAUGGCACAUGGCCCAGCCCUUCGACUGCCUGUGCGGCAAGCCGACCUGCCGCGGCCGGAUCAGCGGGGCCAAGGACAUGAAGCCCGCCCAGCUCGACGGGCUCUGGCUCAACGGGCACAUCCGUGAGCUGCUCGAGGAGCAGCAGCAGCAGCAGCAGCAGCAGGCGCAGCCAGCAACAACAACAACUACGACGACGACGAGCAACGGGGUGGUCGUCAGCGAGGACGACGAGACGGCCACCGCCCUCCGCGAGGCCCUGAGCCACGCGGAAAAGGGCGCCGACGCUGCUCGCAGGGCUCUCGACGCUUACAUGGCAGCCAGCGUCUCGGCCAAGAGUGCCCUGUCCUCCUCCGGGGCGACGCGGCGCGGGCCGACGUCGCGCGAGCUGAGCGGCGAGAUGGGGGGUGAUACGAAGCGCGGCGCUGCUGUUGCUGUCUGAGGAAGGAAAGGAAGGGGUUUGUUUUGAGAAAAUGGAGGAGCUGGAGAAGUAAGUAGGUGGGUGGAGUUGGCAGAGAGGUGGUGGAGGGGUUGCGUGGAUAUGUUUUCCAUGGAUUUGGUCUUUUCUGUUUUGUUUUGGUUUUGUGUGUACUCUGGUUGCGCAGGCCGUCCUAGGAUCGACCGAGAUCACUGGUCGUCUCUCUGUUGUGUAUGCGAACUGUCAUAUGCGUGGUCCAACACCUCGCGCUUGGUUUGUUAUCGAUGGCCUUGUCAACCACGGCUUGCUGCUUGACAGACUCUGUUUC
Molecule: messenger RNA, 1483 nt
Organism: Microdochium trichocladiopsis
Lineage: Eukaryota; Fungi; Ascomycota; Sordariomycetes; Xylariales; Microdochiaceae
Exons: 4
Coding region: 391-1179 (262 amino acids)
Source: RefSeq, a predicted model, not a curated record